Molecule: messenger RNA, 6544 nt
Organism: Gadus chalcogrammus (walleye pollock)
Lineage: Eukaryota; Metazoa; Chordata; Actinopteri; Gadiformes; Gadidae
Gene: cacna1db
Product: calcium channel, voltage-dependent, L type, alpha 1D subunit, b
Exons: 41
Coding region: 797-6163 (1788 amino acids)
Biological process (GO): calcium ion import across plasma membrane
Cellular component (GO): membrane; voltage-gated calcium channel complex
Molecular function (GO): high voltage-gated calcium channel activity
Source: RefSeq, a predicted model, not a curated record
UCCACCUCAACAGCCCUGGAUAUCCACAGCCAAUAAGACGAGGUAGACUGGCCGCAACAAGGGUUCAUCUUUACUGCUGAGGAUCAGCACCGAGGCCAGAGUAACAUUGAAACAUGUGAUCUGCACGACCUACACCAAGGUAGGUCAAAACAACCGCUUGAGUUGAAACACUUACAAAGCCAGUGUGCCACAGCACCUAGCACCUAGCACCUCUGCGCUACCGAAGACCUUUACCCUACUUAAGAAGCUUCUUUUGGAUCGCACACAGACACACCUCGGGUGGAAGAUGAUGACUAACGUUCCCGCCAGACUGAUGGGUAAAGCCAGCCCGAACGGCGAGCAGUCUUCUCUGACGUUGUCCCUGGCCCUGCUUGUGUUUCUCAUCAGCAAGCAGCUGGGGAGACAGUCCCACUCCUUAUUUGUGGCCCUGAUGAAGCUGCUGUUCAGACUGCUCAUCGACUGCCUGGGGGGAAGCAGUGUCAGCUACUUCCUUCAUAUCUGACUGGGGAAUGCCUUGGCUUCUACGUUCUCAGUCUCGACGAAUAGCUCAACUCAGGAACAAGUUACCAGGCGCUGCCGGCGACUGACAGCACAUAGCCCAGGGGAAGGGGCAGAAAACAUUUAACUGAUCAAGCAAUAGUGGAAGUUGAUCUUCCGAUGACCUCCGCAAGAGAGUCCAGUCUGGUGUGACCGCUUUGAUGCCAAGCCACUGAAGUCUGGACACGCUUGAGCCUAAAUUGUGACUGUGUGCGUGUGAGAGAGAGAGAAAGUGAGAGUGGCCGGACAGCCUGAGGUCAUGGUGGGAGAUGACCGCUCUGAGGAGAUCUUCCUGAUCGGCCUGGCCGGGCAGCCCCAGACCGACCUGCGGCAGCGGGGCAGAGAGGUCUUCAAGAGGAGCCUGCGGAGAUGUCUGCAAGGGGCUUUCAGAGGGGCGCAGUAUGCCAGCAGCACCAGGGCCCCUCACUCUGGCGACACCUCCGCAGCACUGUGGUCAGAGAGCCCGUCCUACGGGCCCCAGGGGCCCUCCCUCCUCCCGGGGCUCUCCCAGCCCCAGGGCCCCCCCCAGCCGCCAGCCAGCGCCGGCAAACCCGUGGGCUCCGCUCUGGGCCUGCUCAGGACCAACAGCGCGGGGCGGGGCCUCACGGUGGCGGGCUUCAGCGGCUCCGGGGGCCCGGGGGCCCGAACGACAGAGUCCGGCGUCAACCCGGUUCUCGCCUGGCACGCCGCCAUCACCGCCGCCCGCCAAGCCCAGGGCGAGGCGGCCGGGUCAGAGGACACGAUGAGCCCCGGGCCCCCGGGGCCCCUGGCCGGCGGGGGCGGGGGGGCGUCCGGCUCGGCGGUGGCGCCGGCGGGCCUGCUGUCCCAGAGGAAGAGGCAGCAGUACGCCAAGAGCAAGAAGCAGGGAGGCUCCACAAACAGCCGGCCGCCCAGAGCGCUGUUCUGCCUCACACUCAACAACCCGGUACGCAGGGCCUGCAUCAGCCUGGUGGAGUGGAAACCGUUUGAUAUCUUUAUAUUACUGUCCAUAUUUGCCAACUGUGUGGCCUUAGCCAUAUACAUCCCCUUCCCCGGAGAUGACUCCAACUCUACCAACCAGGAACUGGAAACUGUGGAGUAUGCCUUCCUCAUCAUCUUCACAAUAGAGACGUUCCUGAAGAUCGUUGCCUAUGGUCUCGUCAUGCACCAGAACUCCUACGUGCGCAACGGCUGGAACAUGUUGGACUUUGUCAUCGUCGUCGUGGGCUUGUUCAGCGUGGUGCUGGAGCUGAUCACCAAAGACGCCGACUCCGGCUCCCAGACGGGGGGCAAGCCGGGGGGCUUUGAUGUCAAAGCCCUCCGGGCGUUCCGCGUGCUGCGGCCCCUGCGCCUGGUCUCUGGAGUGCCCAGUUUACAGGUGGUUCUAAACUCCAUCAUCAAAGCCAUGGUUCCCCUGCUGCAUAUCGCCCUGCUGGUCCUCUUUGUCAUCAUCAUCUAUGCCAUCAUCGGCCUGGAGCUCUUCAUCGGCAAGAUGCACGCCACCUGCUACCUAGGCCAGGCCCUGGCGGAGGAGGAGCCCACCCCCUGCACGCUCACGGGUCACGGGCGCCAGUGUCUGAACGGUAGCGAGUGCCGCGACGACUGGCACGGCCCCAACAACGGCAUCACCAACUUCGACAACUUCCUGUUUGCCAUGCUGACCGUCUUCCAGUGCAUCACCAUGGAGGGCUGGACCGACGUGCUGUACUGGAUGAAUGAUGCGAUGGGCUUCGAGCUGCCCUGGCUUUACUUCGUCAGUCUGGUUAUCUUUGGCUCCUUCUUCGUCCUGAACCUUGUUUUGGGAGUGUUGAGUGGAGAGUUCUCCAAGGAGCGCGAGAAGGCGAAGGCGCGUGGAGACUUCCAGAAGCUGCGUGAGAAGCAGCAGCUGGAGGAGGACCUGAAGGGCUACCUGGAUUGGAUCACGCAGGCCGAGGACAUCGACCCAGAGAACGACGAGGACUGCGACGAAGACGGCAAGCGCAACCCGAGCAUACCCACGAGCGAGACUGAAUCUGUGAACACGGAGAACCCCAGCGGAGAGGAGGGCCGCUCCAAAUGCUGCGGUCAGAUAUGUCUAAACAUCAGCAAGUCCAGGGGCAGUCGCCAGUGGCGGCGGUGGAACCGUUUUUGCCGCAGGAAGUGCCGGGCGGCGGUGAAGUCGGUGACCUUCUAUUGGCUGGUCAUCGUCCUGGUGUUCCUCAACACGCUGACCAUCUCCUCGGAGCACUACAACCAGCCGGAUUGGCUCACGGAAGUACAGGACGUGGCCAACAAGGUGCUCCUGGCCAUGUUCACUCUGGAGAUGCUGGUGAAGAUGUACAGCCUGGGCCUGCAGGCCUACUUUGUGUCGCUGUUCAACCGCUUCGACUGCUUCGUGGUAUGCGGGGGCAUCGUGGAGACCAUCCUGGUGGAGCUGGCCGUCAUGUCACCGCUGGGCAUCUCCGUGUUCCGCUGUGUGCGGCUGCUGCGCAUCUUCAAGGUCACACGGCAUUGGGCGUCGCUAAGCAACCUGGUGGCGUCGCUGCUGAACUCCAUGAAGUCCAUCGCCUCCCUGCUGCUGCUGCUCUUCCUCUUCAUCAUCAUCUUCUCCCUGCUGGGCAUGCAGCUGUUCGGGGGAAAGUUCAACUUCGACGAGACGGUCACCAAGAGGAGCACCUUCGACAACUUCCCCCAGGCCCUGCUCACCGUGUUCCAGAUCCUGACGGGCGAGGACUGGAACCAGGUCAUGUACGACGGCAUCAUGGCGUACGGUGGCCCCGCCUCCUCGGGCAUGGUGGUCUGCAUCUACUUCAUCAUCCUCUUCAUCUGUGGAAACUACAUCCUGCUGAACGUCUUCUUGGCCAUCGCCGUUGACAACCUGGCAGAUGCUGAGAGCCUCAACACGGCUCAGAAAGAGGAAGAGGAGGCAAAGAAGAGGAAGAACAAUGCCAUCUGUACAAUUGCUGACAGGAAGAAAGUAGAGGCCAAGCCAGAGAGCAGAGAAACCAAGGUGGCGGUAGAGAGUGGACUGGAGGAAGAUAAAGAGCCAUACCCUACUUUGGACACUUCGGCGUGUGAAGAGGAAGAGGAGGAGCUACCAGAGGUUCCUCCGGGGCCACGCCCCCUCAGGAUGUCCGAGCUCACCAUGAAGGAGAAGACUCCGCCCAUCCCCGAGGGCAGCGCCUUCUUCAUCUUCAGCAGCACCAACCCGUUCCGCGUGCUCUGCCACAAGCUCAUCAACCACCAGAUCUUCACCAACCUCAUCCUCGUCUUCAUCAUGCUCAGCUCCGUCUCCCUGGCCGCGGAGGACCCCAUUCGCAACUUCUCCAGACGCAACUUCAUACUUGGUUAUUUUGACUAUGCUUUCACCGCAAUCUUUACUGUUGAGAUCCUCUUGAAGAUCCUAAACAAUGCAGAUUAUGUCUUCACUAGUAUGUUUACAUUUGAGAUCCUCAUUAAGAUGACAGCGUUCGGCGCGUUCCUCCAUAAAGGGGCGUUCUGUAGGAACUACUUCAACCUCUUAGACCUGCUGGUGGUGGGCGUGUCUCUGGUGUCCUUCGGAAUUCAGUCCUCUGCCAUCUCCGUGGUGAAGAUCCUCCGCGUUCUCCGAGUGCUGAGGCCCCUGAGGGCCAUCAACAGAGCCAAGGGACUCAAGCACGUGGUCCAGUGUGUGUUCGUGGCCAUCCGAACCAUCGGUAACAUCAUGAUCGUCACCACCCUGCUGCAGUUCAUGUUUGCCUGCAUCGGGGUGCAGCUCUUCAAGGGCAAGUUUUAUCGCUGCACAGACGAUGCCAAGUCAAGCCCUGACGAGUGCAAGGGCAACUACAUCCAGUACACCAACGGCGACACGGCCCUGCCCAUGCUCAGGGAGAGGAAGUGGAACAACAGUGACUUCAACUUUGACAACGUUCUCAUGGCGAUGAUGGCCCUCUUCACCGUCUCCACCUUCGAGGGGUGGCCCUCCCUGCUGUACAAAGCCAUCGACUCCAACCGGGAGAACAUGGGUCCCAUCUACAACUACCGCGUGGAGAUCUCCAUCUUCUUCAUCAUCUACAUCAUCAUCAUCGCCUUCUUCAUGAUGAACAUCUUCGUGGGUUUCGUCAUCGUCACCUUCCAGGAGCAAGGGGAGAAGGAGUACAAGAACUGUGAGCUGGACAAGAACCAGCGCCAGUGCGUAGAGUACGCUCUGAAAGCCCGGCCUUUGCGCCGCUACAUCCCCAAGAACCCGUACCAGUACAAGUUCUGGUACGUGGUCAACUCCACGGGCUUCGAGUAUGUCAUGUUCGUGCUCAUCAUCCUCAACACCCUCUGUCUGGCCAUCCAGCACUAUAAGCAGUCUGACAUGUUUAGCUCUGCCAUGGACAUCCUCAACAUGGUCUUCACCGGAGUGUUCACCGUCGAGAUGAUCUUGAAGCUCAUCGCCUUCAAACCAAGGGGCUACGUGGGUGACGCCUGGAACGUCUUUGACGCUCUGGUGGUGAUCGGGAGUGUAGUCGAUAUCGUCCUCAGUCAGAACCAGGACAGCGCACGCAUCUCCAUCACCUUCUUCCGCCUGUUCCGGGUGAUGCGGUUGGUCAAGCUGCUGAGCAGGGGGGAGGGGAUCAGAACCCUGCUGUGGACCUUCAUCAAGUCGUUUCAGGCUCUUCCCUACGUUGCCCUUCUGAUCGCCAUGCUCUUCUUCAUCUAUGCAGUCAUCGGAAUGCAGGUGUUUGGGAAAAUAGCAAUGGUGGACGGAACACAUAUCAACCGCAACAACAACUUCCAGACGUUUCCACAGGCUGUCCUGAUGCUCUUCAGGUGUGCGACAGGUGAAGCAUGGCAGGAGAUAAUGCUGGCCUGUAUGCCGAGCGAAAAUUGUGACUCUGAGUCGGGGGAGAAGAGCUGUGGCAGCGGCUUCGCCAUCAUCUACUUCAUCAGCUUCUACAUGCUCUGCGCCUUCCUGAUCAUUAACCUGUUUGUGGCCGUCAUCAUGGACAACUUUGACUACCUUACUCGGGAUUGGUCCAUUCUGGGGCCACAUCACCUGGAUGAGUUCAAGAGGAUCUGGUCCGAAUACGACCCUGAAGCCAAGGGUCGGAUCAAACAUCUGGACGUGGUGACCCUGCUGAGGAGGAUCCAGCCUCCCCUGGGCUUCGGGAAGCUCUGUCCCCACCGGGUGGCGUGCAAGCGUCUGGUGGCGAUGAACAUGCCUCUGAACAGCGACGGCACGGUGAUGUUCAACGCCACGCUGUUCGCCCUGGUCCGGACCGCGCUGAAGAUCAAGACUGAGGGUAACCUGGACCUGGCCAACGAGGAGCUGAGGGCGGUCAUCAAGAAGAUCUGGAAGAGGACCAGCAUGAAGCUUCUGGACCAAGUGGUUCCAGCCGCAGGCGAUGACGAGAUAACGGUGGGGAAGUUCUACGCCACCUUCCUGAUCCAGGACUACUUCAGGAAGUUCAAGCGACGCAAGGAGCAAGGCCUGGUGGGGAGGCACCCCUGGGAUGGACUCAACACCACCAUGGCACUGCAGGCCGGUCUGCGGACGCUGCACGACAUCGGACCGGAGAUUCGGCGCGCCAUAUCAUGUGACCUGCAGGAGGAGGGGCUGGUGGAGGCCAAUGGAGAGGAGGAGGAGGAGAUCUACAGGGUAAACACGGCCAGUGGAGUUGAUGUGGCGCUUGGAGUCUGAAUGGGAUUAGAACGGGUUGCGCUGUCGUUCAAUCAAACUGGGCUUUUAGUAUUGCUGCAUUUAACCACACAAGUUGCAUCUCUUGCUCCCUCAAAUUGUAUUAUUUUGAUACUUUUUCUACCAUGAUUAUCACAACGAGAGCCUCGUCGUCAAGACCAACUUGCUGGGCUUAUCUUUAUCUUUGUGUACAUCGAUUAUGAAUAAGUUAAAUAAAUUGAGUCAUUGGGAAACUCCAAAAAGAAUGUGGUAUCCGUAGCUGGGUAACAGAAAAAUCAUAUUGUGAGAGGAAGCGGAUAUAAGAUCUUGUGGUUACUUCUCAGACAGAGCAUCAUGGUUUGAUACCCUGGAAAUGUAGAGGAAAACAAAUUUCCCUGUUACCUG